Molecule: messenger RNA, 5424 nt
Organism: Fundulus heteroclitus (mummichog)
Lineage: Eukaryota; Metazoa; Chordata; Actinopteri; Cyprinodontiformes; Fundulidae
Gene: cbfb
Product: core-binding factor subunit beta
Exons: 7
Coding region: 474-998 (174 amino acids)
Biological process (GO): regulation of transcription by RNA polymerase II
Cellular component (GO): core-binding factor complex; nucleus
Molecular function (GO): transcription coactivator activity; sequence-specific DNA binding
Source: RefSeq, a predicted model, not a curated record
GCGUAAAAUCCACGUUUACGCACGAAUCCAUAGAAGAGGAGAAUCUCUGGAAAGUUGCAGGUAGACCUGAGAGCGCUCGUUUGUGGCUCAAGAGCAGGCGCUCGUCGAGGGAGAGACAGAGGAAAGGAGGGAGGAGGAGGUGGAGGGGGAGCCUCAAGGCCAAAGUGAGCUUUAUGUACAGCAGCGGGUCACUUUCUGAGAGCCAGUUGGAGCCAGAGGCGACCCGGAGCGCGCAGGAGCCGCACCAAACUGAAGCGGAUCAUCAGUCCCAAUCACUGAGGCCAGCAGCAGGGGAGCACAUUGCUCCACACAGAGAAGGAAGAAAAAAAACACAGAAAGACAGACAGACACGGAAGAGAAGUGAAAGAGAGAGAGGCUGAGUGCGGGACAGUCGGCAACAACGCACCGUGGAAGUUUAAAGUGUGCGGGAUCAGGAGGAAACAGGCUCGGGUGGCCGUGCAGGGUCGGAGAAGAUGCCGCGGGUAGUCCCGGACCAGAGGAGCAAGUUUGAGAAUGAGGAGUUUUUCCGCAAGUUGAGCAGAGAGUGUGAGAUUAAAUACACUGGCUUCAGGGACCGGCCCCAUGAGGAGAGACAAGCCCGCUUCCAGAACGCCUGCAGGGACGGACGCUCAGAAGUUGCCUUCGUAGCAACAGGUACCAACCUCUCCCUGCAGUUUUUCCCAGCCAACCUCCACGGAGACCAGAGGCAGGUUCCAUCCAGGGAAUACGUCGACUUUGAAAGAGAGACAGGAAAGGUCUAUUUAAAGGCCCCAAUGAUCUUGAAUGGGGUUUGUGUGAUCUGGAGAGGAUGGAUUGACCUACAGCGGCUGGAUGGGAUGGGAUAUCUGGAGUAUGACGAUGAGCGAGCACAGCAUGAGGACGCUUUGGCUCAGGCAGCGUUUGAGGAAGCGCGGCGCAGAACCAGAGACUUUGAGGACAGAGACCGAUCGCACCGAGAGGAUUUAGAGGACCCUGUGGUUUCUAAAAUCUGGGACUGAUGACACACAGAAAGACAGACAGCCAGCAGAAAAGAACAGGACGACAGCAGGACCCCAGCCCUGGCUCAAACAUGGCCAACGCUGACGUGGAACACAAGAUGCGCUGACGAUGGAAGAAGGAAGAGAAAAAGGAAACUGAGGCAGUUUGUUUGUUCAAUUUCAACACAGCCGGCUUGAAAGAAAAACUGCAUGAAACUGCAGUCAUGGACCGAUUGUUCUGCAUUAUUCCUCAAAACGGUUUAAACUUUUGAUUGAUAUAUUUCUCAAAAUUUUGAAUGCAGACUAUAGAAACUCCUUAAACUGAAAUUUGCGAUUGACAUACACAUAUAAACGACAAAGGAAACCAAAGAUUUAAGCAGAAACAUUUGGAUGGAUGCAGUUAUUUAGAUUUCGACUUGAUGUGGACGGUUUCAGAUCAAUGCAGAACAUUGAUAACGAGGAAGAAGGAGGAAGAAGACGUUUGAACAAGAAGGAGCAGAGAAAAGAAAGAAAUCGUUGUGGCUCAGGGUCACAGUCAGGGCUUACUUCCACAGCAUGAAUCAAAAGAGGUUUUAACAGGUCAUGUUAUUAAAAUACACAUUUUCAUUUUUUUCAGUGUUUCAACACCAUGUUUGCCAACAUGCCUGUGAGAGCUUCCAUUUUAUCAACUUAAUUUCUUAAAACCUGCUGUUUUCUGAGACCAAAGUUCACUUUGCUGGAGGGAGGGAGGGGGAGGGGGGGGGUAAAAAUAGGAGACCUAAAAAAUGAGAGAGACAAACCAAAGAAAUAUUUACCAGGCUGGAGGGUUAAGAAGUGUUUGCAUUGUGUAAAUUUAGAUUCUUUGAAACCAUCACAGCUUAUGUAGCGACAACCUGAAGGCUCUAAGUGUAAAAACUGCUACAUGACCUUCUGCUCUCAUACAACUGGCUUAAAUGUGUUGUGUGUUUUUCAUGGGGAGAGUUAAAUGUCCUUCGUCUUCCAAGAGGUUUUGCACUAUGUGAUACAAUUAGUCUUGACCCCCACAUUGCUUGUCCUUUUACUGCAUGAAAUCAAACAUGGGGCUUCCUUUGCUCCCUAUUGCUCGUAUCACAGCCUCUUUAUCGUCAGAGCACUCUUUAUCCGCUCUUUGAUGAGGAACAGCUGGGUCAGGUUGGGUUUUUAAAAAAUAUUAGCGCAUGAAUUAAAAAUGUCCAUCUAUCCAUCCAUCAAUUGUCCAUACCCACAAAUCCGUGCACGGUUGCGGGGCCGGCUGAUGCUCCAGCGGUCACGGGGCGAGAUGUAGGGUACACCCUAGACAGGUCGCCAGCUCUUAAUUUCCUUCUCUUGUUGUAUUUAUCAUUAUUAUUUUUCUAAAAACCAAAACGAAUUUGUCAGAAGUCCUGCGCUUUUAUGAUCAUUUGAACCCAGGAAAAUACUUUAAAGUUAUCCUCCACCUGCUACACCAGUAUUUUGGCAAUCGCGUCAAUUUCAUCAACACAUUAACUCCAGGGUCCUGUUUGCUUCAUUUAUACACUCAGGUUCACACGGUAAAGUGUAACGUUCAAAACUGUGAGUAAAAAUAUUAUCAUUGACCCUUUUCUUCAGGAUUUCCUCUAACAUGUGUUUCAGCAUCAGCAUUGGUAAACUCUCUGGUUUGUAGCUGUGCAGCUGUUUUACUGACGCCUUGAGCAACACCUCAAACUGCUUGGUACGCAAAUAGGAAUGAACCGGUUCCAUUUUGUGUUUUAAACCAGUUCCAACUUGCACACGUUAGCAGGUCAAGAUGACACACUCCAUUGCAACGUUUUACAGCAGCUGAUUUUGCAGCAUAAAACCCAGAAACUAGGUCAACACUAGAAAAACGAGAAACAAGGAGCUGACACUUGGGGGUUCGGAUCGAGAGAACCCUAGGGUUUUCUCAAAUUAGUCUUUUUAAUUUAAAUUCGCUCUUUAAUUGCUACCAGUAGCUGUUUGACUUUUUCGUAGAAAGGAUGGAGUGCCAUGAAUGCCACUUUUGUAUAUUUCAAUAUAGGGUAUUUGAAAUUUGAAAAAUGCAAUUAAAAAAAUAGAUAAAUUAGUCAAUAAAUCACUUGGUGCCAAUAACUGAUUAAAUGCUGGAUUGAUAUAUGAAAUAUUAAUAAGUUAGUUUUUUAAAACUUGGAAGCAGUUGUAUAAUAUUUAAUUGAUAAAUUACGUCAUGGUUAUUUUUGCUGCAGUGCAUCAUGAAAUAUUUGUCAGUGUGGUCUAUCAAACAGACCCCCCCCACAUCUGGUGGGUUAACCUACACAGCAAUCCAACUUCAGACCAAUUGUUUUGACCGGAGCAAUGUUUGCUGAUAAAAAUACUAAAGGUAUAUAGUGUUAAAAAAUAUAUAUUAGGGAAACAGUGGUACUUUUUGCAAACAAAACAAUAAGAAAAUUUAUCUGGACUUAUUUAAUCAGUUCUUUGAUAAAUUACCUAUGUUUUUGUUUCCAAUUCUAAUUAAUUAACAAAUUAAUUAACCUAUUGGCUCAUAAAUUAAGGAUGUAAUCAUUUAGAAUUUUGUUGCAUAUCUGGUCCCCAUACAACAAUAUCUUCCAAUCAGCAGCUCGGGUAUGUUUUUUUUGCUCUUAUCUACCGAUCACAUCCCAUGAAGCAGUUUAAAUGAAAGGGAAGACAUUUAGCAGAUAUAACCGAAAGCGAUCAUUAUAAAUGAUCAGGAGAAUUCAUGUUUACAGGUUUAGACGUUGGCUCUGCUGUGGGUCGACUUCACUGCCUUCACUGAGAUCAACUAAAACCCGUUGAAGAACUGAAUCAGAAUGAACAUGAUUAACUCGUCAGACUGCGCAGGAUGUGGCAGUAUGAGGUCCAUUUAACUCCCAGACGCCACCCAGAUGUUCCUCAUCCUUACAGGGCUGUCCAACUCUGAACGCUGUCCGCUCGAUCCUGUCCUGUUACAGCACUCAUGUAUCGGACCCGUGUGUUUUCCUGUAAGUUGUUGCCUUCCUUUCGUUGUGUGAAAGUCAUGAUGUUUACUUUUUAUAUUUCUCUUAUCUCAGUAGGAGUUUUUAUUUCUUCUCUCAGACCCGAAGCAGCUGCAGGACAUAUUGUGUAAAUCAAAAAAAGAAAAACAUCUCCAGAAGAUUGGGAGGUCUGGGGAUUUUUGUUGCUUCUUAUGUACUCUUUUUUUAAUGUUUUUUGUAUUAUUCUAUUUUAUUUUGUAAUAAAUCCACUUAAAUGUGGAUUGAGUCUCGUCCUGUAAUCUGAAGUGGUUUUACAGUUUCUGAAAUGAACGGUUUUAUUGGCUCCGGGUCUUUUAAGUUCGACUUAUUUUGAUAAAUACAGACUAUUAUCUCUACUUGUACAGUUAUACAACUGUAUGUUUCAGCAUGUUAAUUAGCUUUAAAAGAAAUUAAACAAAAGAAAUAAUAAUAAGCUGGAGUUAGCUAGUAUUUUCAAAAUGUUUCUUCAGGUUCUCUCUGCAAAUGCAGCCAUAGAAUCAGCUCAGGGUUGAAAACAAACAACAAAAGACUUUAUCUGACAUAACAAUACUUUACUAUAGCUUUUAAACUGAUGAACCUUAUAGGCUCAAAUAUGUUAUUUCUUUCUGGCAAUCAGGAUAUUUUUAUCUGAAGAAAUUUCUUCCCGAAGGUUCAGCUGGUUGAGUCAAUAAAAUUAGUCAAAAUGUUUUUUUCUUUUUUUAUUAAAUCUGUUGUUUUUUUCUGAGUGAACCUGCAGGAUGAGGAGGGGCGGUUAUGUGGUCGGCUGUGAUGUUUGUAGGUUUAGAGAGUAGAUAAAGAACUCAGUCCUGGCGUCAUUGUGAGAUAAAUGUGCAGAAUUACAAGUGGAGCUCAUACAGACUUCAUGAAACUGCAGCGCUGAUACACACAUAUUCAUGAUGCGAGAACAAAUAUUGUUGUAUAAAUCAGAUGGUCAACAGUGAAAUAAAAGUAGGAGUGAAAAUGUUCUUAAGAAGAAACUUUUCUAUGAUUUGGUAAAUUAAAACAAUAUUUAUUUAUGGUUUAUAGUUUGACAAUAAGCACUUGUAAAAUAAAUAAAUAAACAGAAUAAGCAAAAUGUUCCAAAUUUGACAUCUGACCUCCAAAAAAAUUUGGUUAUAGAUUUAAUCAAAAAAAGAUCCAUGUUUUCUCCACCACCCGCAAAAAAGGAACUAUAAUAAAAAAAACUGUAAAAGAAGCAUCAAACUCGUCCUUUCAUUAUCUUAAUGCAGGCAUUAAGUCAAACCAUUAAAAUAACAUUUCCUUUCCUUUUCUACAUUGCCUGUUAUUUUUUUAACUUAUUUAUAUGUUAGAACAUCUCUGAUGUGUAGCUUGUGUAAACCUUGCAUUUCUCUUACUGUUUGUGUGCUCUGUGUUUUCAUCUACUUUUAUGUUAAACUUGUCCUCUCAGAGGAGUUUAACAUAUAAUAUGAGAUAUUCAUUUCAAAAUGUUGAUUGUUUAUCACAAUAAAUAUGUAUCAAUUCCUCUA